This is a messenger RNA of Thrips palmi, 847 nucleotides long. Its product is annotated as mitochondrial import inner membrane translocase subunit Tim9-like. The record is from RefSeq and is a predicted model, not a curated record. The transcript has 3 exons. NCBI's taxonomy places the organism in Eukaryota, Metazoa, Arthropoda, Insecta, Thysanoptera, Thripidae. The coding region runs from base 178 to 456 and encodes 92 amino acids.
AGCUGUGUUGGCCAAGCUGCUCACAGCCUUGUGGAAAUCGUCAUCGUCAAGACUGGCCGAACCGUCGUCUGUUUCUCACCAGGCGUGUUUCUGUUUACUUGCACAUUUUCAUUUUAAAAGUCUUAAUUAGCGACUUUAUUUUAUUUGACACUACAAGAGAUCAAUUAUUAUCUAAAAAUGAACCCUUCAAUGUCACUUGAUGACAAUGAUCAGAUGAAAUCGUUCAAAGACUUCUUAUCAUCGUAUAACAAACUUUCGGAGCUAUGCUUCACUGACUGUAUUUGGGACUUCACCACUAGGAGUGUGAAGCCCGCUGAGGAUCAAUGUUCCCAGAACUGCCUGGAGAAGUACAUGAAGAUGAACCAACGAAUUUCUCAGCGCUUUGCGGAGUAUCAAAUGAUUGCCAACGAAAGUGCGAUAGCAGCAGCCCAGAAAGUCGGUGGUGCUUCAAGUUGAUCUAUCUUUAUCUAGUCUAGGAUUGUUUUGAAUUUUAAGCUGCUGUUAAGUUUAUGUAGACCAUCUAUCAUGUAGCUCCCACCUACCUCCAUUUUUUGUAUGGUUUUAAUUGAGUUUCUGUCAUUGAGUUUGUAUCAUUCAUUCUAAACCCAUCUGCUUCAAGGUGUUGCACAAUGUAGCACUUGUUUAUUUUCAACCGUACGAUUUUCUGUGAAAUUUAAUGCUGAGUGUACCAGCUACCAAAACCUAAGAUUACAUUCCGCAAGUUUAUAGAACCAAUUGGACCUGUGAUUCCCAUCAGUGGUCCCUUCCAGGGCCCAGCUGGCGCCUCACUGUCGCAGUCAACCCUUCUGUGUAUGAACAGUUUGGAUAUGAAAGAAAGCUGCUCUCA